UAAAAUCGCUGAUAUUUCCAAGAUUUCUCCGGGAAAUCCCGAUUUUUAUAAAACGCUAUAAUGUGAUUCAAUUUAUCGUGAACUGUUACGAAUAUUGAGCAUUAUUGUUAGAUUAGUAUAUAUAUAAGAAGACAAAGAAAUAGUCGUUCUAAGUCAAUCUAAGCAAGUGUAAGGAAUCAGAUUAAACAAAAAAGGAUUGUUUAUAACGUUUAAAAGAUUUUGUGAUCAUAAUGGCUACAGAGGAAGAAGAAGUUACAGACAUACAUUGGGAAGUUAUGAAGACUUUUGCUAUGCAACAGCAACAAUACUUAUUUGAGAAUCUUCCUGACUGCACAAUAUAUAAAGACAAUGAAUAUGAAUAUCUAAAACAAAACAUUGGAUUUGCAAUUUUUGGUCCACCAGAGAAUAUCAAUAGUACAAGUACAGAAGAAGAUCAUUGUUAUUGCAAAACAGAGAAUCUAAAUAAUGCAGAUGUAGUUGAGACAGUAGGUUAUUCAGAAGAUGCUCAAAAAGUCAUAAAUAAGAUAUAUGAUAGAAUACGUACAUCUUCAAUAGAAACCGAUGACUCUGGAUCAAUUUACUAUGGUGUAAUUUAUAAUAUGAUAUUCCGUCCUAAAACAAAUAUAAAACCUAAGAAAAAAGAAGUAAAAAAAGAAGCAGACGAAGAUAUGCAGAUAAACAGACAAAAGAUUGAUGAUUUUGUAAUGCCUAUUCCUAUUUUUACAAUUAGAAAUAAGAAAAAGUAUGAAACUACAAAAAAAGCAAAACAAGAAAAUACAUCAACUGGUGAUGAAGUACAGUAUGAAACAUUAUACAUUGAUGUCACUAGCAGAGUAUAUAAAAAUUGGACGGACUAUAUAGAAAAUAAUAAAUUACCAGAGUGUACUAUGGUUCUUCCAAAAUAUGGUUUUUAUGAAUCAGAUCCAGCUUAUUGUCCUACAGAGGAUUAUUCAACAGUUUGGCUGGAAAUCCUGGAGUCUCCUUCAUGUAAAUGGAAUGUAAAACUCUGCAAGGGAAUGGAUGUCGCUUCUACUGUCGUCGGAUUUGGCACAAUUGGUUUGAGUAUCGCGGCACUGUUCACACCUCUUGCGCCAGUUGUUGCUGUAUCAGGAGUUGCUGCUGCUACUGCAACUAGUGCUUGGUCAUUCGGUCGAAAUACCCAACAUUUAGUAGACCGCCGUAAACAUGAAGAAUCUAUUCAUGUUUUUGACAAAGAAGCAUUUACAAAUUACCUCAGCAUGGCCGGUACUGCAUUUGGUUUAGGAGCAAUGGGAGGAUCAGCGAUUAUUUCCAAUGUUGUUGCACGUGGUAUGACAGUAAAUACCCUUGCAAGAGUGGCAUUUAAUACUGUACAAGGUGGUAGUCUGAUCUUGAGUGGUAUUGGCGUCAUAUAUCAGGGUCACAGUGUGUAUGAUAAAUAUAAAAAAAAAACUGUCGAUGUCAUAGAUGUAUUAAAUUUGGCGACGCAUCUUAUGUUUUUCUAUGGCUCCGUAGUUAAGAUUCAAUUUGCCAGCGACAUAAUCGAGAGUACUCAAAGUAAAAUCAUCAAUGAUUAUAAGAAUGAUAUAGUUACCAAACGUAUUCGUAAAAAAUUCAACAAAAUUGUAAAGAAAGCUGCCGAAAAUAAUACAUGUAAAAUAUCCGAAAAUGCGGAAGUGAUACUUUAUAUAAAACAUCGUCGAGAUCUUUUGUCAAAUCAGCCUGUAACCAACGGAGGUAAUCGGACAGACAGUACUUCACAUAAUAUCGUAUGGUCGAUCAAUCGUGGUGGAUUAAAAGUCAACGGUAUCACAUUGUUAGACCCUAUCGAAUUUGUUACUCGUCUUAUAAAACUGGGCAUAUUUAUCGGAAUCGAUCAAAACGCAUCAUCUGAUCCAUCAAACAAUGAUAAUGAGCUUAUUGAAAAAUUAACAAAAGUACUUUGUGAUUUAUUAUCCAAGUUGUAUGUAAGCGACGACUGUCCUAAAAGCAAAAAACUACCGGUAGUGCCUGACUUUGAACCUUUAAUAAGGGAGAUGAGUUUUCUGCAAAUUAAUAAAAAUUACUUUGAGAUGCUGUUUAAAAUCACUGAAAAAUUAAUAAAACGUUCCAAAAAUUUGGACGAUUUUUUACUCCUGACUUUUACUUUUGUUUGGCAAUAUUGUAAGGCGAACCUAAAGCAAUGGGGUAUGACUUUAUGCCCGCAAAGCGUUUGCAGCAACAAGAUUUUGCAAAGAAUUAUCAUUGCAAUUUUUGAAGCAAUUGAUAUGGUGGCUAGUAAUUUAUGUGAUGCUUUUGAGAAAUAUAUAGCUUCUAUUUUGUAUAAAAAUAAAUAGAGAAUAUGAAUUCCAUAUA
Molecule: messenger RNA, 2334 nt
Organism: Acromyrmex echinatior (Panamanian leafcutter ant)
Lineage: Eukaryota; Metazoa; Arthropoda; Insecta; Hymenoptera; Formicidae
Source: RefSeq, a predicted model, not a curated record